This is a messenger RNA of Lachancea mirantina, 888 nucleotides long. The record is from the annotation of a GenBank genome assembly. Lineage: Eukaryota; Fungi; Ascomycota; Saccharomycetes; Saccharomycetales; Saccharomycetaceae.
AUGGGCGUUUUUGGCUGGACUAACAGGCUCGUUACGCUGCUAUUUCUAGCAGGAACUACGCUACUUCUCAUUCUCAUUGUGCUCUCGGGCGCAAUCGAAAGUUACCCUAUCGAUCGGUACUACUGGGUCCAAGGUGACACCUCGGGCAUCUCGGGCGCUCCUGCGGUUUCCCGGUGGACUUUCUGGGGCGUGUGCAACAUCGACUCCAACGGCAACACUCAUUGCGACAGUCUUGCUCCCGCAGACCCAAUUUCUCCAGUCGACAAUUUCGGUACCACCGUUAACGUGCCUUCCGAUUUCGUGACCAACAGAAACACUUUCUACUACCUCACACGUUUCUCGUUCUGUUUCUUUUGGAUCGCACUUGCUUUCUUAGGCAUUGCUUUCUUGCUCUACAUCCUUUCAUGGUGCUCCUAUGCCUUCAACAAAGUCGUCUUCCUUUUGGUCGCGGUCGGCGCGCUCUUCGACCUCGCCGCGGUCAGUCUUCAAACCGCCGCCGCAGUGAUGGCUCGCAACGCAUUCCAUUCCGCCAAACUUUCUUCCAACGUCAGCGCUACGCUUUUCGGUAUUGGUUGGGCCAGUGUCGCUUGCUCCAUCUACCUUUUCUUUUCCACGGGCGCCUCCUUCAUCAAAAGAGCUUACCAAUCCCACAAGGAGUACGUCGAAAUGCAGAAGUACAAGGAGCAAGCCCUCAUGUACCAGGGCAAGCAAGAAGCCAUCAACAACGGUGACAUCGCCGAGUCCUAUCACAUCAACGACGAUCUCGAGCAGAACAGAGCCUCCGCUGCUCCUGUUCCAGACGUGCACCCACCGGAAUCCCACCAGAGCGGUAUUAAGUUCUUCAAAAUCAGAAGAUCUCAACAACCUGGCGACCAAGAGUCUGUUUGA